Messenger RNA from Daldinia childiae, 651 nucleotides. RefSeq lists its product as uncharacterized. NCBI's taxonomy places the organism in Eukaryota, Fungi, Ascomycota, Sordariomycetes, Xylariales, Hypoxylaceae. The transcript has a single exon. The record is from RefSeq and is a predicted model, not a curated record. The coding region runs from base 1 to 651 and encodes 216 amino acids.
AUGAAACCUGCCAAUUCAGCCAAGACAGCUUUAAUUAUCAUUGAUAUUCAAAAUGGAUUCCGACAUCCAACACAUUGGGGCGCUAGCCGCAGCACACCCGAAUUUGAAGAGAAUGUCGCGCUUCUAUUAAACACGGCACGGGAAUACAAUAAGAAGCUGGGUGAAAACGCGGUAGACAUUUAUCACGUCCAUCAUCAUAGCAUCUAUCCGGACUCGAUGCUCUAUCCCGGUACUCAGGUUGAGAUAGAUGGCAAACUAGUCGAAGGGGCACAACCGCAAUCGUUUGCACAGCCAGAACCGCAGGAGCCUGUCUUCAUCAAAGAUGUCAACUCAUCCUUCAUUGGCACCAAACUAGAAGCCCAUCUCAAAGGCCAAGGAGUUAGACAACUCGUCAUAAUGGGUCUUACGACGGACCACUGUGUUAGCACAACUACACGGAUGGCCAACAAUCUAAGGGUCGUAUCCAUAACAAGCCCAACCGGCGAACUCGAUGAAGGCGAUAUCCUUCUCGUCGGCGAUGCAUGCGCCACGUUCGCAAAGGGUGGAAUCGAUGCCGAAACGAUGCAUAAAGUAAGCCUUGCUUCUUUAAACGAUGAGUUUGCUCAAGUUGUAAACACGCAAGACGUCCUGCGUAACGUAUUUGGAAACUAA